This is a messenger RNA of Pararge aegeria (speckled wood butterfly), 1630 nucleotides long. It is a transcript of the gene Faah, whose product is annotated as fumarylacetoacetate hydrolase domain-containing protein 2. The record is from RefSeq and is a predicted model, not a curated record. Gene Ontology annotation, molecular function: hydro-lyase activity. NCBI's taxonomy places the organism in Eukaryota, Metazoa, Arthropoda, Insecta, Lepidoptera, Nymphalidae. The coding region runs from base 241 to 1227 and encodes 328 amino acids. The transcript is spliced from 5 exons.
AGUUGAACUCAGGGAGAGGGAUGACAAAACUCCAAAGAAUAACAAAUACUAUUAAUUAUGUAAUUUACAGAUUUGAUUACUGACUGUAUUCAAUAAUCAAUUAGAUUCAAGUAGAAAAAUAUAAAGUAAAUUGGUGGACAGAACAUUAAUAAACGUGUAACCUUCAAAGUUCCGCUGGUUACAUAAUUAAUUGUUUUGUUUACUCAAAUCUAUCGCUGCCGAUUCGACGGCCACUCCACAAUGAACAAGACAAUCUGGGCUCGGCGCGCGAUAACGUGUAUAAAAACCCACUUUCCGGUGAAAAAAGUUAUCAAUUACCCAAGUUUUGUUCGGAGGUUUAGUGUAAGUGGAAAUAGAAAUAUGAAGCUAGUUCAGUUUGUUUAUAAGAGUAAUCCAAGCGAUGUCCGCGCCGGAAUACUGAAAGGCGACAGCGUGGUCGACAUAAAUAAGGCUGAUAGUAGUUUACCUAGCACUGUACUGGAAAUUUUAAGGAAUGGUGACAUUGGCAAGGUUAAGAGAUUACAAUCAUCUUCUGCGGCCCUAGUACCUCUGUCAUCAGUGGAUCUAGCUGCACCAGUCCAUGGGGUUGACAAAGUGCUAUGUGUAGGUCUGAACUACAAGGACCACUGUGAAGAGCAGAAGUUGACGCCUCCAGAGGUUCCCAUGAUCUUCAGCAAGUUUUCCAGUACCAUUAAUGGGCCUAAAGAUGCUGUAAAACUGCGGACACAAGUUACUGAUAAAGUCGACUGGGAAGUGGAAUUGACAGUUGUAAUAGGGAAGCAAGCCAGCAAUGUUAAAGCAUCUGAAGCAUUUGAUUAUAUUGCUGGUUAUACAAUAGCUCAAGACAUCAGCGCACGAAACUGGCAGAAGGCUAAGAAUGGAGGACAAUUCCUACUUGGCAAGUCUAUGGACACGUUCUGUCCAAUCGGGCCCUGCAUCACCACGAGCGAUGAGAUCGGCGACCCGCAGAAUUUGGAGAUCAAGUGCAGCAUCAACGGAGUCCUGAAGCAGAAAAGCAGAACUGACCAGCUGGUCCACAAAAUUCCCACCAUAAUCGAGAGAUUGACGUCGGUAAUGACACUUCUGCCUGGUGACAUAAUCCUGACGGGCACUCCGGGUGGAGUUGGCAUGUAUCGCGACCCCCCAGAGUAUCUGAAACCCGGUGACGUCAUCCACAGCGAGAUACAGAACAUCGGUGUCCUUGAGACCAGGGUGCAAGCGUUUUAGAAGAGUUUGCGGACAAAUUUGACCAAAAUUAUAUUCAUUAUCAUCCCCAUCAGCAUGACUACACCUGGUUAGGGCCAAAAUAUUUAUGGCAAUUGUACCCGAAUUUUAUCAAGAAAUUCGCUCUUCUUUUUUUUAAUAACUUCUCCGAAUAUAUACGGGACAAUCCUAAAGGCAAAAUCUCAUUUAUUUAUGUCAUAUGUGCUCGUUGGAUUUAAAUAAUAAAGAAUCAAAUGAAGUCAACAUAAAUGGAGCACAAAUUAUAGGACUGAAAAAAAUCAUUCACAUUUAUCUACAAGCUGUAUUGUCUAUAUAAUUUAUAUAUCACAAUGUGUAUAUAGGUAAACACUUUAAAAAGUUUUUAUAUAUUUUUAUUGUAACUAUAUAUCUAGAAUAAAGAAAAGAA